AUGGGGGGUCGCUACAGAGAGCCCGAGAGUGAGAGAGAGAGAUGUCUCACACUUAGAGGGUCCCAGGCCACAUCGUGCCUCAGCUCCUCAGCUACAAUGCCAUCUCUCCAUCAUUUAACUUUGCUGUGCAGCCUUUCUUUCCUGUCUGCUGUGCUCUCCAUACAGUGCCCUCAAUCACAGUAUGCAAGACCGAAACAGGCACCAACAUUUUGCUGCGACAGCUGCCCUCCAGGUAAACAUAUGGUCUGGCGCUCAGAAUCUACAUGUGAAAUUAGGUGCAAGUCCUGCUUGUCAGACCAGUACAGUAACAACAGCAACACGGAGCUCAGCUGCAAUUUUUGUCAAAUUUGUGACAAGUUGACCAUGGAGUAUAAGUCGCGCUGUAACAGCACUCAUAACGCUGUAUGCAGGUGUAAAGCUGGCUACAGGUGUAAUAAGCCAAACUGUGAGGAGUGUGUGUGGAUACCGACCACCACCAUGGCUAGCAUACUCCCUCCAACCACCACCACGGCCAGCAUACUCCCUCCAACCACCACCACGGCUAGCACACUCUCUCCAACCACCACCACCAAAGUCCAACCACCUUCUUCAGGAGAUACAAUGUGGUUUUUGGCCAUUGUUGUCCUCCUGUGUGCAAUUGUUGCGAUUUUUGUCAUCGCAAAAGUCCAUUCUUUGCAGAACUGGAUCAGAUACAAGCUUGGUUUAUUUUUGGCUAAAAAAUCUGCACCUGUUCAAACCUGCUCCGAAGCUGACGAAGUAUCAAAGCCGAUCCAGGAAGUCUGUGGAAAAUGUGACCAUGUUCUGGAUGUUUAAGCUACAGACAAGAACCUGGACUUAGAGGAGACAGAAUUUUACAGUUGUACAUUUGGUGACA
This is a messenger RNA of Cheilinus undulatus (humphead wrasse), 874 nucleotides long. It is a transcript of the gene cd27, whose product is annotated as CD27 molecule. Gene Ontology annotation, molecular function: protein binding; antigen binding. The record is from RefSeq and is a predicted model, not a curated record. Bases 1 to 813 code for a protein of 270 amino acids. The transcript is spliced from 7 exons. Gene Ontology annotation, biological process: positive regulation of isotype switching to IgG isotypes; inflammatory response; cellular response to interleukin-1. Lineage: Eukaryota; Metazoa; Chordata; Actinopteri; Labriformes; Labridae. Gene Ontology annotation, cellular component: external side of plasma membrane; CD40 receptor complex.